Lymnaea stagnalis (great pond snail) is the source of this 9230-nucleotide messenger RNA. NCBI's taxonomy places the organism in Eukaryota, Metazoa, Mollusca, Gastropoda, Lymnaeidae. The record is from the annotation of a GenBank genome assembly.
GUUGCAGUAAGAGAGAUGGCUGAUGACUGGGGAGAACUCAUUACUCAACAGGAAAAGGGUCUUACAACAAAGGUAGAGUUAAUUAUUUAGUCAAAAACAUUUACAUAUAUAUAAAAAUUUGUACAUACAGUAAGUUGGUCAUAAAAGGGAGAUACUGAAAUAAGCUAAUGGUUAUUGUUGAGAAUGAGUGACAAUUUAUUUUUCCCAAGAAAUCAGAUAGUGUAGAAUUGUAGUAACAGGCCUAACAAAAUUGUUAGGACAUUUUUAAUAGUUUUAGUACUUUUUAGACAAUGUAUUAAGUGCAUUUAUUUGUUAAUGUACCUUUUUUUCUGUCAUUUUUGUAUGGGCAAAAUUGAGUAAUAUGGAUAAUAUUUUUAACUAAUUGGUUAUGCAGGCAAUAAUUAUUUAUGUAAAAUUUAUUGCAUGUUAAAUAUUUAGAUUGAUGCUCUCAGCAUAAAGAAAGAUGACACAUCUGCAAGUGAGGAUAACUCUGGAGCUAGAGCUAUAACUAGCCAAAAGCAAUGUGAUGAAAAUAGCAAAGAAGCUGAUGAAAAAGGUAAUUUAGAUAUAGAUGGAAAAACAAGUUGUUUUUAGCUUUAAUCGGGUAAUGGAGUGGAAAAUUCAUCAUCGUCAGUGGUGCUCCACCCCAUCCUUCCUUCAGACAGAUCCAUGGCUUUUUUCUUUAUGCACGGACCCAAGAGGUCUGUAAACCACUUUUGGAAAAUACAAUCUGCAAACCCAGUUUGGCCUGUGACUUCUAUAAAAAAACAACCAAGCUAAGAAUAUAUUUUACAUUGUUCAAAAUUCAUAAAAUUUUCAAAUGACCAUAUGUCGUGUGUGAAAUAAUAAAAUGAAAAUUUUAAUUUCAAUACAGAUGUUUCAAAAAGUGACCUUUCCCUGCUCCAAAAGCUUCUUCAUUCUCGUCUUGUCCAGUCCAAGUCAGAUAUAGAAGUACAAAGAAAAGACCCGACAUCACCAUUAUAUUCAGUCAAAUCAUUUGAGGCACUUCAUCUGUAGGUUUCUGGUUUUUAAUUCUAUUUCUCUUCUUCAGAAAAGAAAUUGUACAUUGAAUAAAGUGAACCAUAAAAUGUAGAAUUUAAUUUGAUUCAAUGAAUUGAAAUCAUUAAAUCUGAAACUUAUUAUGAUUUCUGCUAGUUUUGAUAAAACCGCAAUAUGAAACCUGAACAUUUUUUUUUUAUCUUUAACAUUUUUAAUGUAAAUAACACAUCUGUUAAAUAAUCACAUCAUAUUCGCUUGCCAAUUUUGCACAGCACAGAGUGAAAUAGGUUAUUCCACAAAAUAUUGAAAGACUUGGUUUUAGUUUUUAACCUCAUAUUUUCAAGAGACACACAGAAUGGAAUUAUACUAAUCUUUUAUGAAAACAUGUACAUUUAAUUAAAAAUCUUUUAUUAUUAUUUUUAUUGUAAACAUGUUAUCUGCAAGAGUUAAAAUUCACAUUCAGAGAAAUAAUUAACUGUAUCACCAGAGAAAUUUCAGUUAAUUUUUUACUGACAAAAUAAUAUCCUGAAAUCUAAUUGCCCUCAGAAAGGAAGUAUAUUCAUAAGAUUGUGCACAUUGAAGAAAAUUUUUUAUCUGAAAAACUGCAGAACCUCAUCAGCUGUGUUAACCACUAAAAGUUGUAAUAACAAGAAGUUAAAUAUAUCUUUCAAAUUUUUAACAAAAAAGUUAAGUCACUCGGAUUUGAAUCAGUCGUUGCACCCCAACCCUCUUAUUUUUUUUACCCUUCGCGUUUAUGUAUCAUGUCUUGUUUUCUUUUUUGUUCAAUUUUUUUAGUUUCUAUAAUAUGUUCAUUCCAGAAAACCAGAGUUACUCAAGGGAGUUUAUGACAUGGGAUUCAAUGCUCCUUCAAAGAUCCAAGAGACAGCACUACCCACACUCCUUGCAGACCCGUACGCAAGCAUUUUAUAUAUUAUAAUAUAAAAAUUACUUAAAAAUACAUAACUUUUGUGAAUAUAAUACAAAUCUUCAGAAUUGAUCUCAAUGAAAUAUAUGUUUUUAAUAAAAAAUAUAUUAAAUCCACACAAUUUCUGUUAGUUAAAUCCUGCCUAAAUUUAGAUUAUAGCCAACAACAAUUAAUUCCUCACUAAACUAUACCAUGUUUCUGUCUUUUGGUACAUUGUAGGCCUACCAACAUGAUUGCACAAAGUCAGAGUGGUACAGGAAAAACAGCUGCCUUUGUUCUUACAAUGCUGAGUCGUGUGAAUAUUUCAUUAAACUACCCACAGGUCAGAGAUUCUACUACUUAUGCAUAGUUUUUUUUGGAGGUCUUUUGUUGUAACAACCAGUGCUUAUCUCAAUCUUUGCAUUCAGCUCAUUAAAUUCUUUUAACAGACAUUAUAGUUUACAUUGGCUGUCUUUAUAUAACAUGAAAUAAAUGAGUGUUGAUUUGAAUCUGUUUUCAGUGUUUAUGUCUGGCCCCUACCUAUGAGUUGGCUCUACAGAUUGGAGAGGUGACAAAACAGAUGAGUAAACACAUGACAGGGCUUCAGAUCAUGUAUGCUGUCAGGGGAGAGAGAAGUAAGUGAAAGAAACUAUGUGCCGUCAGGGGAGAGAUGGGUGGUAUAUGUAUGUAUUGAUAGGUGAAAUGUGGGUCACAGGUCAUGUUUGUAUUGGAAUGUGAGAUACGGUUGACAUAUUAUGUAUGUAUUGGUAGCUGAGAGAUGGGAAAGGCUAGAGUAGAAUAGGGGAGAUGGACUUAAAAAAUAUUGCUCUUUGUUGCGGAAUGGGCAUAAAAAUAUUACUUUUUAAUUAUAGACUUAACUUUGAUAUAUAGAUAUAUAUAUAUAUAGAUAUAUAUAGAUAUGAGACAAUGUGUUCAUUUGUGUUGUAGAACCUAUAACAUGGUUUUCCAACUUUCUAUAUUCUACACCUUCCAUGAGUUGUUUGACUUAGUUUUGCACCCCAUCAUCAUCAUCAUCAUCGCCUGUCGUCCCGUCUGGGGCAUAGGCCACAAACAAAGGCUCUCCAGGCAUCCCGGUCUUGGGCAAGUCUCUCCAACUGUCCCCAGUUGUGCCCACUCUUUUUGAUGUCUGCCUCCAGUUCCCUUCUCCAAGUUGUUUUGGGUCGACCUCUUUUUCUCUUACCCUGGGGGUUCCAAGUCAGGGCUUGUCUCGUGAUACUUGAUGCGGGCUUUCUGAGGGUGUGGCCAAUCCAUCUCCAUCUGCGCUGGCAGAUUAACUCUUCCACUGGUUCUUGUUGUGUGCGCCGCCAGAGAUCCUCGUUGGUGAUGACGGUGGGCCAGCGGAUUCGUAAAAUCUUUGCACCCCAUACAAAUUGAUUAAGCCUUCCUCUCCAACAAAAGUAACCAAACAUCCGUACAUUUUUAAAAUUGAAAAAUAAAUUACUUCUAAUUUUUUUAUUGAGCUAUAAAAAAAAGAACUGUAGAAUUUUGAAUAUAAACUUUUUUGAUGUAUUACAUAAAGUAAAAUUUAAAUGGGGAAAUUAAAAAAUAAAUAACUUAACUUCAUGGCUCCUCUCAUCACUUUACCUAACACCCCUUAAAAAUGCGAGCACCCCAGUUUGAGAAAACCCUUCUCUAAAACUAAUAUUAAAACAUAAUUAACAAGAUUGAAACGUAAUUUUAGAAUAGUAGCAUUUAAAACCAAAGAAUUAUUACACACUUUUUUCAGUCGCCAGGGGACAGCACCUUUCUUGUCACAUUAUAAUUGGCACACCAGGCACCACAAUGGACUGGGCCUUCAAAUUGAAAGCCUUUGAUAUGUCCAAGAUCAAAGUCUUUGUUCUUGAUGAAGCUGAUGUCAUGAUAAGUUUACAAGGCCAUCAAGAUCAAUCCUACAGGUUACAAAGGUUGGUGCUUCUAAUUCAGCUUUUCAGUUAGGUUUUUUUCAUUAUUUUUUUGAGCAAUGCGUUAUCUAGUGAAAUCCAUCUUCAAAUUUACUUCUAAUGAUUUAACUUUUUGACCUUCAUUAGCAGUUUGUGAAAAAUCAAUCAAUUUUCUAACAGACACAAGACCUUAAUAGUCCAGUAAUGCUUGUAACUUAUGCACAUCUAGUUUUCAAGAAGUUGGACUGCUAAUACUAUUAUAAAGCUAAAGUUGAUUAAAAUAAAUUUAAAAAUUUUACGAUGUAAGAGAAGGAAAAGAUAAUUUUUUCAAAAUUACAUCUCAUAAAUUACUGUUAAAUUGAUAAAUGACUCAAUUAGGUUCAAACGUCUUGUCAUCUAAUUGUUAAUGUUUCUGCAGAGGAUUGUCAGGUAGCUGCCAGAUGUUGCUCUUUUCUGCUACAUAUGAUACUAGUGUAAUGGAGUUUGCUGAGAAAAUUAUACCCAAUGACCCUAUUGUUAUCAAAUUAAGACGUGAAGAGGAAAGCUUAGAUAACAUUAAACAGUACUACAUCGAGUGCACAAGCCAGGAGGAGAAAUUUGAAGCUCUGUCCAAUAUAUAUGGGGCAAUAUCUAUAGGCCAGUCCAUGAUAUUUUGUGCGGUAAGUUGAAAGCAGGUCUAGAUUAGGUGUGUGUUUUGGUCACUUGCCACAAUCUCUAAACAAAACCAAAAAAAUUGCAUAUGGAACGGUUUCAUUGCUGAUUAUAUAAAGCUUCUGCCUUUCCUGAUUGGAGCUAACAAAAUUGUUGAUUAGCUUCCAUACUGUUUUGGCUAGUGUUACCCAAGUACUGGUAUAACCUAUACUAUAAGAAAACAUUAAAUUCAUAUUAUACCUGGUUAAAUUCAUAUACAUAUAGUUUAUUAUAGUUAACGGAGUUCAUUCUUAAAAUUCAAAUGUUAUUAAUGUUUAAAAUUAUAAUUUUUAUUCAGAAAAUAUAAUUUAUAAUGUAAUUAUCUAAGGCUGGUGAAUUUUUAAAAAUUAUUUUGGAGGAUAUUUUAUCAUGCAUACUAGAAAUAACCAGCCAAGCAAUGUUGACAGAAAUGCAUGAACUUCCCAUCUAUUAAAGUUACUUGACAAAACAUGCCUUUAAGUAAACCACUUUAUAGAAAUCCCAAUUGGUACUUAUGGGAAUUUUAUUACAUUAAAAUUAUUACUAAUUUGUAAAAAUUAAUAACUACAUAUUAAAUAUUUGCACAUAGGAAUAAGCAUAUUUAUUUUGACAGCUUUAAAUUAAUUGAUUAGAUUUCCGUAAAAAAAAAAUUAUAUUGCGUAAAACUCACUAUCAAAUUUACAUGCUUUCAGUGCACUUUUGGGAAAUUGUAUUUUUAGCACCAUUGAACAGAGCUUUACAGCAUACAUUAUAUACCAAGAGAAUUAUUUGUGACACCUUUGACAUUGGCAACAUCAUAUCUAAUUCAUCUUAAAAUGUUAGACAUGAACACAUGGCAAAUGAUGUUUACUCACACUUUAAUUGGAAUAGUUUAUUUCAAACACUGUUUUUUAAUCAGUGGUUAUGGUAAUCAAAGUAAAUACGGUAGCAAAAUUGUUGGAAAAAUAAUAGACUAUUGCAAAGUGUAACUUUUUAAUGUUUAGAUUAACUCAUUGUUUUGAUAUCGUGAAAAAUUUCAGACGAGAAAGACUGCUGCAACUUUGGCCGAGAGAAUGACCAGGGAUGGACAUGCGGUGGGAUUACUCCACGGAGAACUGGAAAUAGAAAUGAGGGCUGAUAUUAUCAAGAGGUUUAGGGAUGGCAAGGAGAAAGUUUUGAUAACUACAAAUCUUUCAGCUCGAGGUUAGUUUAUUUAUCUGGGUGAAAUUAUAGUAUUGGCUUGCUUGGAUUGUCAAAACUAGUGUACUUGAAAUUCCUGCUCAGCUUCUGGAGUGUUUAAGCACAUACUUUUAUGGGUGAAAUAGGCAUGUGUUCAAAAUAUUUGAACAUGGCUAAGAUAUUAAACAUCUUGUGUAAAAAUAUUUAUUACACAAUUUUUGUUAAAUGAAUUUUUGUAAUUGAUUUUAAGGGAUGUAUAUAUGAUUGAUUUUUUAAAAUAGCAAAUCUCAACAUGAUCAGAUUUGUAAAUAAUUCUCAGCAUGACUAGAUUUCUGUUGAUGCUUAAUUAUUACAAAAAAUGUUAACAAAAAAAUGUUAUCCGCAUUAUUUUUUUUAAUAAAGAAAAAAAAUGGUUUAUCGGGGCAUUAAAGUUGUCUAUAUCUUUACUUAUAAUUGGUGACGAAUAACACCACCGGCAUCACCACUAAAAUUAAGGUCGGAUAGGAAAGAUUGGAGGCAGUAUGCAGCUUCAAAUACCAAGGAGAAAUAGUCUCAGAAGAAGGCUCCAAGCUCGAAUUGAAGUCCAGGAUUGCCCAGACCAAAACAGCACUAAAGAAGCUUAAGAAAAUAUGGAAUGACAAAAAUAUAGCCUCCAGCACCAAAAUCAGGAUCUCAUUAGUCCUCUCCAUUUUCUUGUAUGCCUGUGAGUCCAGGACAUUAAUAGCAGAACUUGAAAGAAAAAAUAAAGGCAAUGGAGAUGAGAUUCUUUAGAAGCAUUCUUGGAAUCUGCUAUGGAGGCCAUAUAUCUAACGAGCAAGUCGAGGAAAAAAUUCGUCAAGCAAUUGGGCAGUAUGAUGACCUCCUGGGAACUGUAAAAAAGUGCAAACUGGAAUGGUAUGGCCAUGUGACAAGAAAACAAGGGCUCGCCAAAGAAAUCAUGCAGGGCACAACGAGAGGAGGGAGAAGAAGAGGAAGACAGAGAAAAAGAUGGGACGAUAAUGUCAAAGAGUGGAUGGGACUAAAGCUAGGCGAUGCUGUGCGAAGUGCAGAAAACAGGUGCGAAGUGCAGAAAACAGAGAGGAAUGGAGGAGGAUAGUUUUCAUGUCAUCUGUGGCGCCCCAUCGGUCCAAGGGACAUGAUGAUAUCUUGACUUAGGGUAACUACAAGUUAAUGUUGAUGUAAUAUUAUUACAUCAUUUUUUUAUUUUUUGGUAGGUACCCUAAUCUGAUUUGCAUCUUUAUUUAUGAAUAUUGUCAUCACCUGCAGGUAUUGAUGUUGAGCAAGUCACAGUUGUAGUGAACUUUGACCUGCCCUUAACGCCUGACCAAAAGCCGGAUUGUGAGACUUACCUACACAGAAUUGGCAGGACUGGAAGAUUCGGCAAGAGUGGUAUUGCUAUCAAUUUUGUCGAUGGUCGUCGUAGCAUGGACACAAUGAAAUAUAUUGAAAAACAUUUUGGUAAGUUGUGAGUUACCACAUUGGUUUGAACAUGACAUUACUCCUUAUGAGUGUCUACGACUGAUGCCAAAAUGACUUGGCAUUUAGAAACAUGAGUCAUUUGUCAGAACUGGGAAUCCAUGGUCUAUCCUAAUUUCUUAGAAUCCCCUCUCUCUAGCAUAAUUUCGAUCCUGUGGGUAUCCUGGUAGAAAAAAAGCACAGGCUUUGGGUCCUAAGCUGCAGAUGAUGCAGAAGUUCAUCACUUUAAAGUUUAUCUCCUUGAUAUCUGUAGGGAUAUGCUCCCUUUAGCUUGCAGUUAUUUUAAAGUCUGCCUCCAGGCAAUGAGGUUCUUUAUUACACUGGUGAUAAUUGAACUCUGGUUGUAUCAUGGGCCUUGUGUCUAAACCAUACUACAACUGAAAUGUUCCCUGUGUAAUUGGCUUUUUGAGGAUAUAAAAUACUGGAAGAGAUGUAUAAUCUAUAAUUAUAAAAAUUCUAGAUGAUGCUCCAUAUAUUACAGAGGGGUGCAUUUGGUUCUGAGGGGGGGGGGGGAGCAGGGAAUGAGAGUGCAUCGCUGCUCACAAUGUUCACUCAGGAAAUUAGAUGAUGGUGUGUAUAUAUACAUAUACUGAAUAUAAAUAUAUUAAUAAAAAUUUUAGAUGAUGCUCCAUAUAUUACAGAGGGGUGCAUUUGGUUCUGAGGGGGGGGGGAGCAGGGAAUGAGAGUGCAUCGCUGCUCACAAUGUUCACUCAGGAAAUUAUAUGAUGGUGUGUAUAUAUACAUAUACUGAAUAUAAAUAUAUUAUCUGUUAUGAUUGCGUAAUUGUUUAAAAUACAUGAAGUUGGAUUAUUUCCUCUGAUUGCGUUAAUACAUAACUGUAUCGAAUCCCUUAGGUCGGGCCAUAGCAAAGUUGGAUGCAAGUGACCUGGAUGCCAUUGAGAAGAUUAGUACCUAAACUUUUCAUGUCAUGCUGCUGGUAGUGUUGAAUCAACCUUUGACUGGCCACAAGCAAGCAAUAUUCAUAGAUAUUGCUAAAUUCAGUUGUACUUUUGUAGAGGAUGCAGGGAGAUGAUUGAAAUUAACAUAUUAUGUACCGGUAUGCAGAAGUGUAGUGUCAAAACUAUUAUUCAGGCAAAGAUAAAUUUACAAGUAAAUUACCCAAUUCAAAUAUUUAUUCCUAUUUUUUUUAAAAGUGUUUAAUGACUUCCUUCCAGUGUUGGUAAAUUUUAUGUCAUAACAACCAUGAUUGUAUUUUAAUUAAUUUUGUUAGUUUUUAAAAGAAGAAAGCUAAAUUUAUAAACAUUAGAAAUGCCAUGUCUAGAAAUGAGUAACUACACUAUUUUACUUUCAUGCUUUGGAUAGUGUUUGAUUUUAUGCUACUAAUGCUAAAAGAUUUUGGCAGACUUUGCUCCUUGAAUGUAAAAUUGAGUGGAAAAGAUUAGCUUAUUUCAAUUCUAUGAAUUAUAACUUUUAACAUGCAUAUAGAAACACAAAGACUAUUUAGCAAGCUACUGAACCGAUUGCUAAUGGACAUCACCUGUAAUUAGAUUCAUAAGACUAUCUCAUCCCAUAUGUUUCACUUUAACUAAGAUAAUAUCUUGUUUUCACACUAAACAUGCAAGACAAACGUCAUUUGAUUUGUUUAGUUGUAAAAAGUUUUAUCGCAUUUAUUAUAGAAAUGAAAUAUUAGUAAUAAGGAAACUACUGGAAGGACAAUGAUUUUGGAUAUCCAUGUACCGGGUAUUAUUGUCUAAUCAAUUUUUUAAGGAUAUCAAGCCAAUUAAAACUGAUUCAAAUUAUUUUUUUCUAUGCAAGAACUCUUACAGUUAGUGUUUAGGUAUAUUCCACCUUUUCCUUUUGAUUACAACUUAUUUGAAACUAGUUAGCUGAAACAAACUUGUUACCAUAACCAAUAUAAGCAAUUUCACAGCACCAGUAUCUGAAUUCAUUCUCAAGUUACAUGUUUAAAAAAUGGUACACAUUGUUUUUAUUGGGAUGGCAACACUUGUUACUGUCUUUUUUGAUAUUAUGUUACUGUUCAUUGAUUCUUAACCUGCUCUGUCAAACUAUUUUUGUACCAUUGAACUAAUUUGAGCAUUGAAGUGGAUUACACAAAUUCUAUUGUUUGUUAUUAUUUGCACUUUACUUAAUUUAUUCUGGAC